AUGAAAUUGACCACAGUAUCAAAUUCUCUGGCAAUCAUCUCGCUUAUCUCUAUUGGAAUCUGUUCAAUCAAAGCUGAUGAUUCCCCCUUCGAUGAGAAAUACAGACCUUAAAUACAUUAUACUCCAGCUAAGAACUGGAUAAACGAUCCCAAUGGAUUGUUCCGUGACGUAGACGACCGCUUUCACAUGUUUUAUCAGUACAACCCAUAGGAUAAGGUUUGGGGACAUAUGAGCUGGGGUCAUGCUAUUUCAGAUGAUCUAGAGCAUUGGGAGGAGCAACCAGUGGCUGUUCCUGAAGGCGAUGGAGUGGGUAUAUUCUCUGGCAGUGGAGUCGUGGACUACAAUAACACAGCUGGAUUCUAAAACUCUUUGCUCUACCCCACGCAACCUGCUUAUGUCCUCAUCUACACAGGGAAUACCAAUGAUGAGUAAAAUCAGAACUUGGCUUACUCACUUGAUAAUGGCAACACCUUUAUCAAAUAUGCAAAUAACCCUGUUCUGAGAAUACCAGGUGAGAAAAACUUCAGAGACCCUAAGGUAUUUUGGUUCGGUCCUUAGGAAAAAUGGGUAAUGGUAGUAAGUUUAUCUAGUCAGCAAAAGGUAGCAUUCUACUCAAGCCCCAAUCUCAAAGAUUGGAUCAAGACUGGCGAGUUUGGAAUUUCUGUAUAAGAGAAUAUUCAAUGGGAAUGCCCAGAUCUAUUCUUUAUUACCUGUCCUUUGACAGGAUUUUAAAAAUGGGUACUUGUUGUUAACGUGAAUCCAGGAGGCUAUCAAGGCGGUUCAGGUGCUAGAUACUUCUUGGGCAGCUUCGAUGGCUUAACCUUCACAAUGGAGGACCCUACUAGAACUCAUGACUACAUUGAUUAUGGAUCUGAUUUCUACGCAGUUACUAGUUACUCCACUAAGUUGGAUAGAUGGAACAUUACUAGAAAACUGUCAUUUGGAUGGAUGAGCAACUGGAACUAUGCCAACGCUCUCCCAACUGAUCCCUGGAAAGGUUAGAUGUCUGUCCCAAGAGAACUAAAGCUCUAUAUUUACACUUUCUUCAACAAACCUUACAAUGAAACAUACAAAUUCUUCUUAAGCAAUACUCCCAAUAGAGACUUUGGAAUUAGCAAAGUAUCAACUGAUAAAGUCUUGAAUAUCACUGACAACAAGGACAACAUUGCAACUUUGAAUCAAAAGAUUAAGACUUUCUUGGAAGCCAAUAAUAACCCAGAGCUACUCCAAAUCAUAGUUAACUUUACCAAGCCAGUAGGUGACUAUGAUUUUGGUUUGAAUAUCAGAACUAACUAUAAGGAUGUCAAGACUGUAGUCGGUGUGAAGAGAGACAACUACUUAGUCUUGGACAGAAGCGCUUCAGGAAACACACUUGAAAUAGAUUCAUUCAAGAAUCAAAAGGAUAUCAAGACUGAGUGGGACACUUACAACGAGCAGUGGGGUAAGAUUGAGAUCAUACUCGAUAGAUCUAGUGUUGAGGCUUUCUUCUUCAGCUGGCUAAGUGUCACUGACUUGAUAUUCCCAGAUGACGCCUCUAGAGGUGUGGAGCUCUGGGCUAGUGACGUGGAUAAGGUAGGAGUCGCCUGGAUGACUAUAACAGUCCUUGAAUCAGCUCAUUAGUAACAACAGAAGAGUCAUUAGACAAUUCAAUCACAGAAAUCUUCAAAGUUCCUUAUUGAGCAAUGA
This is a messenger RNA of Stylonychia lemnae, 1686 nucleotides long. NCBI's taxonomy places the organism in Eukaryota, Ciliophora, Spirotrichea, Sporadotrichida, Oxytrichidae. The record is from the annotation of a GenBank genome assembly.